This is a messenger RNA of Aphanomyces astaci, 852 nucleotides long. RefSeq names its product BUD32 protein kinase, variant. The coding region runs from base 76 to 585 and encodes 169 amino acids. Gene Ontology annotation, molecular function: protein serine/threonine kinase activity; ATP binding. Lineage: Eukaryota; Oomycota; Saprolegniomycetes; Saprolegniales; Verrucalvaceae. The record is from RefSeq and is a predicted model, not a curated record. Gene Ontology annotation, cellular component: nucleus; EKC/KEOPS complex; cytosol. Gene Ontology annotation, biological process: protein phosphorylation. The transcript is spliced from 3 exons.
AGCCAAUCAAAUGUCGCAAUUUGAACGACAGCCAAUCCGUGAUCAGGAACGGAAACCUCUGGAGGGCAAAUUAACAUGGCAACCGCGGCCAAGAAGAGCUCGUGGGAAGUGCUGAGCCAAGGCGCUGAAGCUAUCGUGUACGCCACCGACUUUGCCGGUCGACCUUGCGUUAUCAAGGAACGCGUUGUCAAGACAUAUCGGUUGCGACAGCUGGACAAGAAGCUCAGCCACCGCCGCCUCGUCCAAGAAGCGAGAUGUAACUUCAAAUGCCGAAAGGCUGGCGUCGACACACCUUGCAUCUUCUUGAUCGACGAGGCGAAGGGCCGAUUGUACAUGGAGCGUAUCCAAGGCAUGAGCGCGAAGCAGUACCUGUACGACUCGUACAACGCGACCACGCAGCAGUAUGCGACGGAUGCAUUGGCUGUGUGCUACCAGAUUGGGGUCGCCAUCGCUCGCAUGCACGACGCAGAUAUCGUCCACGGAGACUUGACCACGUCCAACCUGAUGAAGAAGGACAGUCUCAGCACCAUCGUACAUACCACCUUCUCCCACCCAUCGGACGAUAAAGCUCUUCGUAGACGGUGAUCGACUUUGGUCUGGCUAACUCGCAGCCGUUGCCAGAGGACAAGGCCGUCGACUUGUACGUCAUGGAGCGAGCCUUCCAAAGCACCCACGUGCACUCGGAACCCCUGGUGGCGGAGAUUCUGCGCGCGUACAAAGCCAAGUCGCGACGCUCAGAUGCGACUUUCCACAAGUUAUAUCAAGUGCGUUCCCGCGGCCGGAAGCGCACCAUGGUCGGGUAAUCAAAGAAUGAAAUUACCAUCGAUUUACUGCCCGUAUAAUAAAACAUGG